Dentiscutata heterogama is the source of this 702-nucleotide messenger RNA. NCBI's taxonomy places the organism in Eukaryota, Fungi, Glomeromycota, Glomeromycetes, Diversisporales, Gigasporaceae. The record is from the annotation of a GenBank genome assembly.
AUGAUUGAUGCCAAAGAUUUUCAACUUUAUGCUAAUACACAUAUUCAACAUAGAUGGAAUCGAAUAUAUAAUCCAAUUUUGCUUAUUUGUUGGUCACUUCAUCUGAGAUAUGUUCUUACAAAAACUAUUCGUUCAGAACUUAUAACUAUUAUAAAAAAAGAAUCAAGUAUUUUAUUUGAAAGCUUAUUUUCUGAUAAAGAUAUUAGAAAAUUUUAUAUGCAAUUAAUUGAUUGGAAUAACAAAGCAUAUCCUUUUGAUUUCGAAGGUAAUUGGGAUGAAUAUUUGUCAGUUAUAUCAAAUAUUCAUUCUUUGCGAUGUAACAAAUUAACCAAUAGACGUGCAAGCAAAUUAACUUGUAUUCGUUGGCACAUGAUUCAAGAUGAAAAUAUUAAAAAUCAUGAUGCUAAAAAGUCUCAAGCUAUUCAACAAUUUAACAAUAAUGAAAAUGAAAAUGCUGAUAAUGAAUUAUUUGAUCUAGAAAAUGAAGAUGAGUUUUAUAAUUUAGAACAAUUAGAAAAUCUGGAAGAAAACAUAAUGAAACCAAUUGACAAUAUCGAAGAGUUUAAUGCUAAUGAUGAAAUUAUUUACAACGAAGCAACUAGUGAAUAUAGUACUCAAUCUUUAUCUCAAGUCAACUUUCAGUAUAAAAAUACUUUAGAAAAUUGGUUUCUUCUUGAAAAAUUUGACAGCAUUUUGCUUUAA